GACGCAUCUGGCGUGUGCAGGCGUUCAGUGUAUUUACAGCCGUGCUCUGUGUCGCAUGUGUGUGUAUGUGUAGCCCACUCAGUCAUACGUGGUUGAAAAUACUGUAAACUUUGCUUUUGUGACGUGAAUGGAUUGAUAAACAUGAUGGAUUUCACGGAUUGUGUUGAGGUUAGCCGCCGGUUUCUCCCUUUCCUCUAACAAUGCUGGAGGUGCUCGUGCUAGGCCUAGUAGGCCUCACGUACACGUGCGUGCAGACGCUGUUCUUCCUCAACUGCCUCAAUUCCCGCAGAAGGGAGCAGCGCAGACUUGAAAAGGCCUACCGAGAGAGCCUUCGCAAGCUGAAGAACGGGGGGGAUGUGGCAUUGACGAAGAACGGCCCCUUCCAAGAAAGCGCGGAACGCGACCGCAAAGAAAACGGGAUCGACUUCGUCGUCGUCGACGUCGAAAACGGAAGUGAAAGAGGCCGAGGGCCUGGAAGAAGCCCUCGGGAGGAGGUAGAGGAGGAGGAGGAGGGGGAGGGGGAGGAGGAGGAUGAGGGCCAGGACCAAUUAGUAACCAGGCUUGUGGUUACGAGCGGCGAGGAGGUUUUGCUGCCCACUUCCCAGUCGGCUGCGGAAGGAGGAACUCCCCUACGCAGCGUCCUGGUGCACAAGGCCGUUGUCGAACUGAGCGACCCUUCUGCAGAAAAUGGACCUGGAACGCCUCCAGUAGUUUCCAGGGAGGCCCCUGGCUACAGCAUCACCGUCAACAGCAACAUGAUCGAAAUUAGCGGUGGGGGAGGGUCUGGCAAUGACCCGAAAGAGCCCAUUUACGAAAUGAUCGAAGGGGGCGAACCCUCGUCAAUCCUGACCGAGAUGACAGUCUGCGAAGACCAAGAGGCUCUCGCGGACAAUCAGGGCCCCGACAGAAAGCCCGUGGAAAGUGUGUCAGCGGAUGUGCUGGGUGGACUUCAACCCCGGGAAACGCAGUCACUCGUUAAUCGCCAUUCCUCUUCCACUACCACAGCUGACGUAGCCGAUGAAGAACCCGGAUUCCUGGACGUUCCAGACAGUCAGCUAGACGUCAGCGGCGUCUGCAGUAUCGAAGAUGGAUUGGAAAGUCUGUACGAGAAUGCAUACGAGCUCACAACAAGAGAGGACAUCAACCUCGUGAACACCAUUUCCCAAAUUUUGCGUAGCCCCCCAGAGUCCAUGGAGCCGGGGAGUGAACAUCUCGACGUCGAGUCACCUGAAACACGAACGGGUGGCUCUGAAUUGCGGGCAAAAACCGACAACCUCACUCUUUCCACUCGAUCUCAUUUAGCAAAUCGCUCGACCAUCGAACGCGGUGGAAAUGAUCGUCUAACCAGUGCUGGGGUUGAAGGCCCCCCGCUGAGUCAACACAGCCCCAGAGAAAGUUGCUCAGAAGUCACGCGUUACGGGGAAAGCCGCCAGUCGUUCACUAGACCCUUUCAUAAUGAGAGAGUUCCUGUGGUACGCCCUCCGAAGGGAAAAGGAAGUACGUGGACACUCCCGAGGGCUACUAGCAAGCGUAUCCCUGAUGGGCAUUACGCUUCGCUCAGCAGAACCAAAGCGAAGCCCUCGACAACCAACGGAGAGGCAACGGGAAAUAAGCGGAACCAAGAGGAACAUGGAAGCCUCCUCAGCGGGCAGACUCUACCGCGCCCCAGAGGCGGUCACCGCGCCAAGCGUGACGAGGCUGUUCUUGGGGGAGUCCGUAGCAGCACCCUCUUCAACAACACCUGCCAUUCAACCCGAGACAUGGCCGAGGCUGCUACUUCUGCCACUCUGCCUGUCGACACCAUCGCCGACAGCACCAAAACCACCAACACCGCGAACGCCACUUUCAUCACGUGUGGUGGUGAUGGUGGUGGUGAUUCCAUAUCAUGUGGCGAUAUGGCUGAAUACUCGUCCUCCCCUCUCAAGGAAUCUGGAACUCUUUCGCUAAAGAAGAAGAAGAAGAAGUUGCAGAGGGGGGAUCACAGUGACCUGAGGUUACCUGAUAAUGCCCUCAUACCGACGGGGAUUCCUAGUGACGACCACACAGACAGCGAGGAGUCUGCUGCAGAUUCCCUCUACUAUACAGCCAGCGACCACACGAACAGUGACGCCUACAGUGAAAUCAGGGGCGACAGCGAGGAGAGCUUCGAGGGGCUCCUGUACGAGGAGGCUCCAGAGGAACCGAGGGACGCCUGUGGCGUUGUGACAGACUCCUCAGACCGAAAUGGGAAAAUGUCUGUGAAUCGGAGUGGGCAGCAGAUGGACAGAAGCCAGAACUUGACUCCUCAUCCGUUUGAUGACGAGACGAAAGCCGCUGACGAGCUCAACAACAAUAAGGACGCGUCAGGGAAGAACAACAGAAACUCAUAUGCUACAAAGAGCGCAGAAACAACGGAAGAUUCGGAAAGCAUCGAAUCCGAGUCGCAUUACGAGUCAGUGAGGGACUUCGAUCAUCUUCGCGAUUCUGGUUACGAAUCGCCAGUCAAGGCCGACGUUCAUAGUAGCGACGAUGCGGCCUCCACUAUCAGCACAUCGUCCGUGGAGAACCAUUACGAAGACAUUGACCCAUCUCGCAUGGGGCAGGGCCGAGGACGACAGUCCUCCUCCUCCAAACGAGGACGUCCCCUGAAGGAGUCCCACAGCAAGGACUCUUCUCCCAAGAAAGAGGAGCCAGAGGACGAAUACGAUGAGGACGACGAGGAAAGUGUUGAAGCCAGGCAGCGUCAGCGCCUUCAGGAGCUCGAUGACUUGAUUGCUGGAGUACCACCUCCCGACUACGACUCCCGAAGACCACUGCCAAAUGGGAUCACGACGACGACUACGACGACCACCACCGACUCUCGCGCCGCCACUGGACGACCUGGAAAUAUUCCACCUCCUCCCGAAUUCGGGGACACGAGCAGCGGAAGCGGAGACUCCAUCACCGUCCAUAGGGCCGUUCAUUCCACCCACUCGGUGCCCCCCAACUCCUCCUCCCCCUCCUCCUCCCCCGUCGUCAGUGGUUCCCAACAACGCUCCCCUCUCCUGCGAACGGUCUCGGAACCCAAUCCCCCUCCUCCACCCCCCUUACCUGCCCACACCCCGUCCCCUAGGUCCUCCCCGGCUGUCAUGCAUCGCAUCUCCCCUCAGCUGAGGGAGAGUUCCUCCCCAAGGUUAAGUUCCCACGAGAGCUCCCAGAGGUCCUCUUUCGACUCAGGGGGCGGCCACUCCGACGGGCUGGAUGAGGAGAGCGUCGUGAGGCCCUCGGAGUUCAUCCGGAGGAAUUCGCAGAGAGGGGAAAAUGGAUCGUUCAGAGGCCACAAAAAGGUCGACCGCCCCGUCUCCCUCCCGCUCGACGUCGCGGAGCAUUAUGGGAAGAUCAUGACGAGUACCAGAGACAAGGCCCCAACCACGACGCAGGACGAUUCCUCGUCGGCCACCCUCCCGGCGAAACCCCACCUCUCCAACGGCAAGUCCCUGCCCUUCAUCCCCCCAAAAUUCCCCUCCCAGCCCUCCGGAUCCGGGCUGAUCAAGCCGUCGGAGUACCUUAGAUCCCUGGGGGGCACCACCACAGGAGGGCGGUUGCCCAUGGGAACCGACGUGAAGUCCCUGGUGGCGAUGCAUUCCUCCGAGGGUCUGUCGGCCUCCUUCGACAGCCAGGAUCACCACCACAGUAGCCACAGCGAUUCCCAGCCCGCUUCGAUGCCCGUGGGUCCUCUGCCGUCCAUUCCAGAGGCUACGGAAGAAGAGUCUUCAAGGAAUAACGCAGGGGCACCACCCCCUCCUCCCGCCCCUCCCGCGCCAGCAACGUCCGCGUCCCCGGCCCCUCCCACUUCCUCUUCUUCUUCCUCGUCUGCCAAUACGCUGAACAGGUCCAACACGCUGAACAGCAACAGCAGCAGCAAGAACAAAUCGAAGCUGCCAACCAUCAGCGUGACAGACCUGCAGAGUGUGCAGCUCCGAAAAACUGAGAAUAAGGCUCCCAAACCCACUUCUGUUCCUAUUCGCAUACCACUGUCUCCUGAACCUGCGCUGGCAAUCGCCAAGGACGACGUCAUAGCCGAAUUGAAGAUGGGUGUCGACAUCUCUGGCAUCAAGAAGCUGAAGUCGGAGAGAGCGAAGGAGGAGGUUAAACACUGCAAGAUGGAGAAGGAAGAAUUAGAAAAACAGUUCUCUGCCAUGAAUUUCGUAGACCAGAUCCCUGAGAAGGACAACGCUGGGAACAGGAUUCCCGAAUGGAAGCGCCAGAUGCUUGCGCGCAAAGCAGCAGAGAGGGCCAGGAAAGUAGCAGAAGAACAGCUUCAGCAGCAACUGGAGGAAAAGAGGCUUCAGGCUAUUCCUCCAUGGAAGAGACAGCUUCUGAUGAAACGCGACGACGACGGCAAGCGGAGUUCCCUGUAUAUCCCAAAGGUUGAAGAGGCCAAGAAAAUCCACGUAGUGAAUUCUCCUCAAGAUAUAACGCGACUAGCCCAGAGGCACGAAGUCCAGGACCUAGAGGAGGCGAGAGACAGCCAGAAAAACGGUCCCAGUUCGAGCAACAACGUCAGCGACACCUCUAGUCAAGAGAGGAAAGAGGAAGAAGAAGAAGAGGGGGCGGGGGCGGAGGAGGAGGAGAAAGAGGAACCUCAGAUGCCCUGGCGAUCGAAUCUUCGGAAAACCAGAAGCAAAGUUAGCUUGUUAGAAUAACGUAGAGCGAAGCAGCUUGAUGUGUUUUAUGUAUAAAAAGUAUUAUAUAUUGUUAUAUACUAUAUAAAGUAUAGCUACCAUCAUUAUAUCAUAUUAAAGUGCCACUGUUAGUUGACUGGGAUGGAGUUUUAUACCAUUCCCAAAAAUCCAAGCUCUUACCAAAUUGCAACUUUGCAAAAACACACACACACAUAUAUACUCUUGUAAUAGAGCAAGUCUUUCUGCAACUGUGAAGGCAUAUGUUAAACCUUCCGCUUGUCACAUGUUAUUCCUACAUUUUCUACAUAGGUGUGUAAGAUUUUUUUCAGAUUCUGUUAUUCUUACAGAUUUAGAAGAGCUCAUUAUAUAUGUAAAGAUAGAGUGUAUGUAUGUAAAUAGAAAGAUAUUAUAUUGUAUUCAUUGUAUAUAGUAUGUAUAUGGAAUGCAUGAUUUCAGUGUAUUUGCAGUCAUUAGGAUUAUACAAUAUACUAACCUUACGGAGAGAAUUUCAGUGCCAUUAUCCUGUAGUGAACGUGGAUAUUUGAAAUAAGCCUACGAAAGUAUCACGGUUAAUGGUUCGCAAAAUUCAUUGGAUCUGCUUCAACCCUUGGAAUUUGAUUUCAGAAAUAACGAAUGACAAUGUCUAACAGAAGAGUUUGUAGUAUAUAUAUCUGUGACACUGAAGCUUCAAAUAAAGCUUAUAACUAUUU
Messenger RNA from Macrobrachium nipponense, 5353 nucleotides. RefSeq lists its product as uncharacterized. NCBI's taxonomy places the organism in Eukaryota, Metazoa, Arthropoda, Malacostraca, Decapoda, Palaemonidae. Gene Ontology annotation, cellular component: cytoplasm. The record is from RefSeq and is a predicted model, not a curated record. Gene Ontology annotation, molecular function: actin filament binding. Gene Ontology annotation, biological process: actin filament bundle assembly.